Molecule: messenger RNA, 317 nt
Organism: Staurois parvus
Lineage: Eukaryota; Metazoa; Chordata; Amphibia; Anura; Ranidae
Source: the annotation of a GenBank genome assembly
GGAGAUGAGUAUUGUCUUCCUUAUGGAGGGUCAUGUUGGAGGUGUGAUAUCCCAGUGAUGGAUGUACUCAAAAAUGGUAGGGAGAUGGUCAGGAGGAGAGUGUUUUCUAUCUUAUGGAGGGACAUCAGACUAAUAGUGGGUUCACGACAGUAACAACCAGGGGCGGACUGACCAUUUGGAAACUUGGGCACUGCCCGAGGGCCCAGGGUCAGUAGGGGGCCCCAUGAGAUGCCCCUGGUACCUUUUUCAUAGGCUUUUUUGAGUUUGGGCAAGGACACAGGGGCCCCAGGAUCCCCUAUUGCCCGGGGGCCCCAUGA